Tachysurus vachellii is the source of this 1052-nucleotide messenger RNA. RefSeq names its product ubiquitin-conjugating enzyme E2 variant 1-like. Gene Ontology annotation, biological process: protein K63-linked ubiquitination; DNA damage tolerance. The transcript has 4 exons. The record is from RefSeq and is a predicted model, not a curated record. Lineage: Eukaryota; Metazoa; Chordata; Actinopteri; Siluriformes; Bagridae. Bases 55 to 537 code for a protein of 160 amino acids. Gene Ontology annotation, cellular component: nucleus.
GAAAAUGUCUAUUUUUGAUCGUGCACGCGCAUUUUGCACGUUUUGAGCGCGUCCAUGCUUGCGUGCGCGCACUUGUUAACUGUUUAUUUCAAAAUGGCGGUCGCCGCCGGAUCAGGCGUGAAGGUGCCACGCAACUUCCGUCUGCUGGAGGAGCUGGAGGAAGGCCAGAAAGGAGUGGGGGACGGAACUGUGAGCUGGGGGCUGGAGGAUGACGAUGACAUGACCCUCACACGCUGGAGAGGCAUGAUCAUCGGACCACCACGGACUAUCUAUGAGAACAGGAUGUACAGUCUGAGAGUGGAGUGUGGACCCAGAUACCCAGAAACACCUCCGUUUGUGAGAUUUGUGACAAAGAUCAAUUUAAACGGAGUACACAACUCCAGUGGUGUGGUGGAGCCGAGGGCAGUGUCAUCUCUGGCUAAGUGGCAGGACUCCUACAGUAUCCGAGUGGUGCUGCAGGAGCUUAGACGACUCAUGAUGUGCAAAGAGAACAUGAAGCUCCCACAGCCGCCUGAGGGACAGAUUUACACCAACUGAGACUGUACUAUACCACAAAUACACACACAAACACGGUCUGCCUUUAGCAUUUUGUUUUCUUCUCAUUUGUAUUCAUUUUCAUUUCUCUCUCUGAUCAGUCAUCCUUAAAUUCAUAAUUGUGCAAACUCUUUCUUGCUCUUUGUCUCUUCGUCUUAUUAUCUCUCUCACACACGUAUCCAAACUCCAUCUGGAAAGAAUCCAUGCCUCAACUCGCACACAUCCCACUAUGUUCCCCUACUUUUCUCAUUUUUCUGUAUGAAAGAUGAGAGAUCAGUUCUUUGGUUGUCUUGGGACAAAUCAUUUGAAUACUGUGCAUCUUACUAAUCUUUUUUUGUUAUUGUUUGUUAUAAAUUCAGAUUGUAUAAUAUCAUAAAUAAUCUUAUUGAGUGUGACUUGUGGUUGUAUUUUUUGUCAUUUUCAUAUCAAAAAUCUUUUUGCUUGAGUGCAAUUCAGCUCAGCUUUAUGCAUUGUAAUGUUGUUGUAGAUGUUCGGUAGUAAAGUCUUGGUAUUUGCAA